This is a messenger RNA of Moneuplotes crassus, 791 nucleotides long. Lineage: Eukaryota; Ciliophora; Spirotrichea; Euplotida; Euplotidae. The record is from the annotation of a GenBank genome assembly.
UUAUUGAAAUGGACUCUGAUAAUCAAUCAAACAAAGAUAAAGAUGAAGGGCAAGAUCAUCAAAUAGUUGAAACCCCACAGGUAGAAGAAAAUCAUGAGAAAAUGCCUAUUUCUAUCCAAGCUGAAGGGAUAACUCUCCCUGUAAAUAAUUCUUCACCUAAGUCUGAGCAUUCUGAAAAGCCUAAAAUAAAACUUCCUGUUAAUUCAGAGUCUUCUCUACCUAACGAGGAUGAAAAGAAUGAAAAAUCUCCAAUAGAGAUAAAAGAGCAUAAACCGUCUAAUAAAAAGAAUGAAGAGGUCAAAGAAAUCUCAGUCAAGGAAAUCCCUGUCAAAAAAUCCAAAAUUCCAGAAGAGACUCCAGAUGGGCCUUCAAAGAUAAAGGGAGAACCUCUAAAAAUUGAAAAAGACAAAAAGGAAGAUUCUAAACCUCAAAAUCCUGAUACUCAGACUAUUAAAAAGACUCCCAAAGAGAUUUCCAAAGAAGCUCCCAACGAAGAUUCCAAAGAAGUUCCAAAAGAAGUUAAAAACGAGGUUAAAAACGAGGCCCCUCAAAAACCCGUUAUUAAGCCAAAACAUGCUCCAAAACUCCAAAAUCCUCCCCCACAAAAGCAAAAUGAGGAGGAGAAAAUCCCAAAACCUUCCAAGAAGAAAACUCAAAACCUAAAAAUUGUCAAAAAGCCUGAAAAGAAAGUAGAUGAUCGGAAGGAAGCUUUUAAAGCAUUGAACUCCUUAAUGAAAUCAAAGUAUGAAUCUCUCCAAAAUGAUCCGAUCUUAGGUCAAUUUAGCAGUUAA